AUGAAGUUGGCAAAGGCGGCGGCGCAGCAGCUCAAGGGCGUCGUCAUCGAGUACGACGUGCUAUGCGGCACGCUACUGGGCAAAUCUGCAGCUCAACAGGCGGAGCAGCAGCGCCAGAAGCUUGUGGCCGAGAAGAAGCGCCAACAAACGGAAAAUCGCUUCGGAUCGUCGCUUUUUGGCGCCAAAUCUAUCAAAUCAAUGCUGGUGGGCGACGUGCGCAGUCUGCUCAAAGACCUCAAUGAGGACUCGCCAGGCAAGCCAUGGAUCGUCAAGGAGCGGCUGAAAAGUACCCUACAAGGCCUGCCGAACCAAAUUCUCGACCGCGUCACGGGUUCAAAAGAGAAGGACGAAGCUGCAGUAGGUAAGAGCGAAGACGAAAUUUACUUGGAGAAGCAGCUGCAGUCGGCGUCCGAGGAGCUGGCGAGGGUGAAGCAGCACAAGGAAGAACAGAAGCAGGAAAGAGAGAAAUGGAGUAAGAUGGGCUUUGGCGUGAAGAGUGGAAAUCAAGCGAGCUCGGUGAGAGACAAGUAUUUGGACAAAAUCAACAGGCUGAAGGAGAAGAAGAAGCACGAAGGAGCUGCGAAUACAACGGCGGGGCCGGAGGAAGUCGUGGACUCGACCACGUCUGCGGGGUUGUCGACUUGGGUCGUGAAUGAAGGAGCGAAUGAAGUGCUGGUGCGUAGCUACUCAGAUCUGCGGGGCUUGUUCAAGGCUGUGAUUCCACCUCGAGACCCGCUGCAGGAUGUGCGUUACGAGUUUUUCCUAAAUGAGAUGGAGGGGCAGUUCGACAUGUUUGUUCCAAAAGCAGAGCAAGAAAAAUUCCCAGACUCGAAGCCGAUCCUCCACAUCUGCGAGGAGCUCGGUCUCAAGACUUCCGACGUCUUGGUGCUUGCUCGGCACGCACCCACGAUCAAAGCCGCCAAGGAGGCAGGUACGCACGUGUGCCAUUACAUGCCAGGAGACAAGGCCAUCCCGAAUCACACGGCGCACUAUCACUUGACUCACUUGAACCAGUACCAGCACCUUGUCGAGGACUUUAACGGCAUAUCCUACCGCGACAAGAUCAAGUUGGGCUCCAUCGAGUUUUAG
Messenger RNA from Phytophthora infestans T30-4, 1089 nucleotides. RefSeq lists its product as uncharacterized. The record is from RefSeq and is a predicted model, not a curated record. The coding region runs from base 1 to 1089 and encodes 362 amino acids. NCBI's taxonomy places the organism in Eukaryota, Oomycota, Peronosporomycetes, Peronosporales, Peronosporaceae. The transcript is spliced from 6 exons.